CCGUCCAAACCCCUUUCUUCAUUUUCAUUGUCGUCUUCUUCUUCUGCUUCUUCGUUUUUCUUCUUCCUCUUCUUCUUUCCAAUCGUGCGCCAUGUCCAGCAUGGUAGCCGCCUUGCUGCCUUCCAAUCCCACUGCCACACCUAAUCACCGAUGCGCACUCCUCUCUCUUCGCCGCCGCCUUACCGCCGCCGUUCGGUUCAGCCACUGUCCCGUCGCGUCCGCCUCCUUCACCAGAGCUAGCCGCUCCGAUUGGCAAGCCUUGUGCGCCAUCCUCUCAAGCAAAUCCGCCGCCGCCGCUGCUGCUUUGGGAUCCUCCUCCGACAAGCCGUCUAACAGUCCUGUGGACCCCUCCGCCGCCGAGCCCGACCAUGGCGAAGCCACCAAUCACCGCCUCCCCUCAUCCAUCAACUCUACGAGCGCCAUCGUGAAGUCCGUCGUGUUUUCCGCUGCCGCGGGCGGGGUAGAUCUGGCCCCGACCCCCAACCUCCCGCGGCCGCUGAGCAUCGCGGAUCUGUCCCCGGCCCCGAUGCACGGGUCGCGGCUCCGCGUGGCGUACCAGGGUGUCCCGGGCGCGUACAGCGAGGCCGCGGCCGGGAAGGCGUACCCUAAUUGUGAGCCGAUCCCCUGCGACCAAUUCGAGGUGGCGUUCCAGGCGGUGGAGCUGUGGAUCGCGGACCGGGCAGUGCUUCCGGUUGAGAACUCGCUGGGCGGCAGCAUCCACCGAAACUACGACCUCCUUCUCCGUCACCGCCUCCACAUCGUCGGCGAGGUGCAGCUGCCCGUGCACCACUGCCUCCUGGCGCUGCCGGGGGUGCGGAAGGAGUACUUGACCCGGGUGAUGAGCCACCCGCAGGCGCUGGCCCAGUGCGAGCUCACCCUCACCCGCCUCGGCCUCAAUGUCACCCGCGAGUCCUUCGACGACACGGCCGGCGCAGCCGAGUACGUAGCCAACAACGGCCUCCGCGACACGGCGGCCAUCGCGUCGGCGCGCGCGGCAGAGCUGUACGGGCUGCAGGUGGUGGCGGACGGGAUCCAAGACGACAGCAGCAACGUAACGCGGUUCGUGAUGCUGGCGCGGGAGCCCAUCAUCCCCCGCACCGACCGCCCCUUCAAGACCAGCAUCGUCUUCGCCCAAGACCGCGAGGGCACCUCCGUCCUCUUCAAGGUUCUCUCCGCCUUCGCCUUCCGCGACAUCAGCCUCACCAAGAUCGAGAGCCGCCCGCACCGCCACCGCCCCAUCCGCCUCGUCGACGACGCCAAUGUCGGCACCGCUCAGCACUUCGAGUACAUGUUCCACGUCGACUUCCAGGCGUCGAUGGCGGAGCCCCGCGCCCAGAACGCGCUGGCCGAGAUCCAGGAGUUCACCUCCUUCCUACGCGUCCUCGGCAGCUACCCUAUGGACAUGACCCCCUGGUCAACCUCAUCUUCUCCAACUCCGCCGCCAUCCUCUUCUCCCUCCUUGUGAUCGAUCUAUCUGUAUAGAUCCUGUCCGUUGCUUGUGUGUUUCGCAAUUUUAUAUUCGAAAUUUCAUGUAUUUAUUAAUCGAUGAUAAGCAUCGAUUGGCAUUAAAAACUUUGAAAAACAACUCCUCUCCUCCUCCUCCUCCGAAGUCCUAACUUCCUUUUAAUUAAAACUUUUCUUUUAUUUC
This is a messenger RNA of Zingiber officinale, 1648 nucleotides long. Its product is annotated as arogenate dehydratase/prephenate dehydratase 6, chloroplastic-like. Bases 92 to 1465 code for a protein of 457 amino acids. Gene Ontology annotation, molecular function: arogenate dehydratase activity; prephenate dehydratase activity. Gene Ontology annotation, cellular component: chloroplast; cytoplasm. Gene Ontology annotation, biological process: L-phenylalanine biosynthetic process. The transcript has a single exon. Lineage: Eukaryota; Viridiplantae; Streptophyta; Magnoliopsida; Zingiberales; Zingiberaceae. The record is from RefSeq and is a predicted model, not a curated record.